Trichomonas vaginalis G3 is the source of this 1206-nucleotide messenger RNA. RefSeq names its product protein ubiquitination. NCBI's taxonomy places the organism in Eukaryota, Parabasalia, Trichomonadida, Trichomonadidae. The transcript has a single exon. The record is from RefSeq and is a predicted model, not a curated record. The coding region runs from base 1 to 1206 and encodes 401 amino acids.
AUGAAAUUAUCAGUAAUUUCGCCAAUACUUUAUCGACUCGCUACAUAUAUAAAUGAUGAUUAUUGCAUCUUAAACAUUAAUAGUGCUGUUUUUGAAGUUCCAAUGCAUCUUGCAAUAAGUUUAUGCAAGAAAAUUCAACAAAUUUAUCUCACAGAUCAUUCAUGCCGUAAAUUUAGCUUUAUAUGCGAAUUAAUUAAUCAGAGUUCACUCGAUUUACUUAGUGUUUUAUUUAAAAAUGGCACUCUAAACCUUGAAAUUGAUGAUGAUACAUGCUAUGACUUAUAUUCAAUAGGUGACACUUUAGGAAUCGAUGAAUUAACAAUCCCAUACUUGGAUAAUUUUAGUGGAGACAAGCUUAACUUAAAAAAUGUUUUUCAAUUCUGCGAACUUCAUAAGAAAGUAUCAUUUCCUCAGAAAGAAAUGAAUUUGAUUAUUGAAAAUUUCUCGAAAUUUGAAAUACCAACACUUGCUCGUUUUUAUGAGAAAAAUAUCGAUUUACUUGAAUAUUCUUUGAAGUCAGAAGCUCUUAAGUUAAAUGAUGAGGAUCAGAUAGCUAAUCUUCUCAUAUGCUUAUCGAAACGUUCCUUAGAAUUUUUAAGAUUAUUUAAUUAUGUAUAUUUGGACUUUUGCAGUAAUGAAACAUUCUCGAAUUACGUCAAUUUUAUCGAAACUCUUAUUGAUGAGCCUAGGUUAAAGACUGCAUUCUCAUGUAUUACAAAAGCUAUUGAUAAAAAGCUAGAAACAAGUUUAGUUCCAAAAAGCAUUUAUGUAAAUAGCUUAGUUUACUCUCACAAUGUAAAAUAUAGUUCAAGUUCUACCGGAUCUUUGUCAGAUCCUGUAGAAUCUUUAGCUGAUUCAAAAAAUUCAAAUUUCUUUACAGCCAAUAUUCCAAACUCAUGGAUAACUGCAGAUUUGAAGGAAGGAUCUAUAAUUCCAACCUCUUACCGAAUCAAAUCAAGAGAUCAAUCGAAAUUAAACGUUAUGCAAUCGUGGAAAUUGGAAGGAAAAACAGCUGAUGGAAAACUCAUAACGUUGGAUGAGCAGAAAAAUAAUCCAAUAAAUGCAAAAGAAACAAAAGAAUUCAAAUUGGAAACUAAAGAGAAAUUCAUUGGUUUUGUAAUAACUCAAAUUGAUGCAAACACAAGCGGUAAGAAUUUCAUGUUCAUCAACGAGUUCGAUUUCAGUGGAGAAAUUUAUAAAUUAUAA